Molecule: messenger RNA, 507 nt
Organism: Closterium sp. NIES-65
Lineage: Eukaryota; Viridiplantae; Streptophyta; Zygnematophyceae; Desmidiales; Closteriaceae
Source: the annotation of a GenBank genome assembly
AUGGGAGUGGUAAAAAAAACCAAAGUUUCCGUCAGAAGUCAGUCCAAGCUGGUCGCUGUCAGGGCUUCUGCCUCAACUGACACUUCCGAUGCAGACACAGGAGCGACAGCCAACUUGAAGGAAUUUCUAGGCGAUUUGAAGAACGUCGGCAGGGUCCGGCUGAUUGUUAACACUGGAUUAGGCGUUCUCGAAUCAGUCACAACCCUAGAUGGACUUUUUUAUCACACUCUUCCUGGCAAAGGCGAGUACGCCAAUGUCAUCAAGUCAGAGGAGAAUGUGGACUUCCACCUGCUGUUGAGCUCGGUUUCUGGUGCGAAGCUGAUCACUGGAAAGUCCAUGCGCGGUGACUUUCCCACCUACACUGUUCGGUUCUUGAACGCGGAGAAAGAAGUCGGAGCCAGUAUCUUCGUCAUGUGGAAACCAGGUGCUGAUCUCUUCUCCUUCAUACUUCUCCUCCCGUUCCCAGUUGCUCACUCGUUCUUACUUAUUCCUGAGCACUCACAUUGA